AGGAGGGCAGAGGCGGAGGGGAGGGCCGAGGGUUGGUGGAGGAGGAGGAAGCUCCCGACGACGACUAGAAAAAGGAGGCGGGCGGCCCGAGCCCCAGGCCCCUCCCAGGCUCUGAGUCUCCCCGGUUGCAGGCGAAUGGAUGGGGCUUCUUCAGGCGGCGGCGGCAGUAGCGAGGGUGGCGGCGGCAGCGGCGGCAGCGGCUAUGGUGUGGUGGCUCGAUUCUCCCAGUGCCUGGCUGAGUUUCGGACGUGGUUAAGAACCAACUGGUUGAGGUUCAAUGCAGACAAGACGGAUGUGAUGCUGAAAAUGUGCAUCAGAUGUUUAUGUUUAAUUGGUUUACAGACUGUCUAUGGACUCUUUUCCUGUCAAAUUACCAGCCAUCUGUUGAGUCUUCAAGUCCAGGAGGUUCAGCAACAUCAGAUGACCAUGAAUUUGAUCCAUCAGCUGACAUGCUGGUUCAUGAUUUUGAUGAUGAACGAACAUUAGAAGAGGAAGAAAUGAUGGAAGGAGAAACAAACUUCAGUUCUGAAAUAGAGGAUCUUGCAAGGGAAGGCGACAUGCCAAUUCAUGAACUUCUCAGCCUUUAUGGUUACGAUAGUACUGUUCGACUACCUGAAGAAGAUGAGGAGGAAGAGGAAGAAGAGGAAGAAGUUGAAGAUGAUGAAGAUGCUGAUAAUGACGACAACAGUGGCUGUAGUGGGGAAAAUAAAGAAGAGAAUAUAAAGGAUUCGUCAGGUCAAGAGGAUGAAACUCAGUCUUCCAAUGAUGACCCGUCACAAUCUGUUGCUUCUCAAGAUGCCCAGGAAAUUAUCCGCCCACGUCGAUGUAAAUAUUUUGAUACAAAUAGUGAAAUUGAGGAAGAAUCUGAAGAAGAUGAAGAUUAUAUUCCAUCAGAAGACUGGAAAAAGGAGAUUAUGGUGGGCUCCAUGUUUCAAGCAGAGAUUCCAGUUGGCAUUUGUAGAUACAAAGAAAAUGAAAAAGUAUAUGAAAAUGAUGAUCAGCUCUUGUGGGACCCUGAGUAUUUACCAGAAGAUAAAGUGAUUGCAUUUCUUAAAGAUGCAUCUAGAAGAACAGGUGAUGAGAAAGGUGUAGAAGCGAUUCCCGAAGGAUCUCAUAUAAAAGACAAUGAACAGGCUUUAUAUGAAUUGGUUAAAUGUAAUUUUGAUACAGAAGAAGCAUUGAGAAGAUUAAGAUUUAAUGUAAAAGCAGCUAGAGAGGAAUUAUCGGUUUGGACAGAGGAGGAGUGUAGAAAUUUUGAGCAAGGGUUGAAGGCCUAUGGAAAGGAUUUUCAUUUGAUUCAGGCUAAUAAAGUCCGAACACGGUCAGUUGGUGAAUGUGUAGCAUUCUAUUACAUGUGGAAAAAAUCUGAACGUUACGAUUUCUUUGCUCAGCAAACACGAUUUGGAAAAAAGAAAUAUAAUCUUCAUCCUGGUGUAACGGAUUACAUGGAUCGUCUUCUAGAUGAAAGUGAAAGUGCUGCUUCUAGUCGAGCACCAUCGCCUCCUCCAACUGCCUCAAACAGUAGUAACAGCCAGUCUGAGAAAGAAGAUGGCACUAUAAGCAAUAGUAAUCAAAAUGGAGUGUCAUCUAAUGGGCCAGGCACACACCAAAUGCUUCUCUCAGUUCAUUUUCAGCCAUCAGUUCAAGAGCCAAUACCUUUUUAAAAUCUUCUGUGGUCUGUUUUUAAGGCUCAGCUGUGUAAUACAAUUGAGUAGAGGCUUGCACUGAGAGAUUAUGGUUUAGGCCUUAUCCCCAUGAAGUAUUAUUACUCACAUAUGUUCAAACUGCUUCCCUUCACUGAUGUGAACAGCUUUUUCCCCAAACAGUGUUAAAAGCCACUUUACAACCCUUCAUAUAAUGUACAUUCACUUACAACAAGCACAUCAGAGUUCUGGAUGGAAGUGUUGACAAGCCUGAGUUUUUUGUUGUUUUUGUUUUGUUUACCUAAAAUAUUAAUUUAUCCAGAAUGGCAGUAGCUUUAGCAGAUGGUCACAGUUCAUUUUCUAAACCAGAUUUUUUGAAAAUCCAAAGUAUCCUAGCUCUUUAUCAAAGGUGGUCUGUAGAAAUAUUUCAAAAGAAUGGUGGUGCUGUGCUUUGUUGCAAUAUUAGAGAUAGCAUUUUCACCUCUUUUAAAAGAUGCAUUUUGUUUGCUGGUUUGUGAAGUUCUUGCAAACUUAUAUUACAGGAGCAUUUCAAGUCCAUUCUCAGGCAUGUUUGCAAAUAAGGCACAUGUAUACAUGUUUGGAAAUUUCAUUUUUUCUGUAUUUUAUUUUUUGAAAGUAUACCUAAGAAAGACAUUCCACUACUAUAAUACAUAAUGCUCAGCUUUUCAUAAAAACUAUUCAGUUGUAUUUUUGUGUUUAUACAGGUAUUUCACAGAGUAUUUUGUUCUUCGUAAUCCAGCCACUGUAACUUGAUAAGUCAUCGCACUACUUUAAAAUUGUAGUAAUAUCAUGAGUUUAAUUUGCUUAAGAUUUGUACAUGUCAUAACUCUUGACAAAUUGCAUUGGGAAAAGCAGCCUUUGUUAAUAGUUAUUUAGUCUUCUUCACCCCACCCUUACCCCCCAGCAAAGCACUACUAUCAUUUUCAUUUGGAAUGGAAUUCUGUUUCAUGAUCUGUUUUCAAAUAGAGUUCAGAAUCUGCAACUCAUUUCAACACAAGUCUGUUGAGCUUUAUAUUUGAAGUAAUAUUUAAAUAGACAUUUAAAAUUAUGAACUAGAUGUUUUUAAAUUUAUGGAUAGUAAUUUUGCACUGUAAAAUAAUUCCUUUCUCCCAUUCCCUUUCUGCCAUUCUGAAUAUGCUUAUUAAAAUAUUUUUUUAAACAUACUUGUCUACAUAAUGUGGUGUGAAUGAUUUUCAUUGGAUUUAUUGAGAUUUUAGUUACGGAUUUUAAGAUUGUAUGAUGAACAUUGUCCACAGUGCAAAAAUAUAUAAACCUCUUUUGCAUCUAAAACUCCUAAACAUCGUGCAUGAAGUUGCUUUUCAGGGGUCUGCUUUAUUUUGGGUGGUACAUUUUUGUCUUUUUUUCCAGUCCCUAGAGAGAUCCUUUAGUCUGUGAACCUCUUCUGUUUACCUUUUUUCUCUUCCUCUGGACUGUAUAACUAAAAAUAAUUUUUUCAUUUGCAGUGCAGUUCAUAUCACAUAAUAUUUUGUAGGAAAUUUGUAUUGCCACAUUUUGCUAUUAAUGAAAAAAUAGGAGUGGGUACUUCAGGUAACUGAGGGUUGGUUAAUUUCCGUUAGCAGUAGUUAGAUGG
This is a messenger RNA of Orycteropus afer afer, 3255 nucleotides long. NCBI's taxonomy places the organism in Eukaryota, Metazoa, Chordata, Mammalia, Tubulidentata, Orycteropodidae. The record is from RefSeq and is a predicted model, not a curated record.